AUGGUCACUCGCAAAACUUCCCUGCCCUAUCCAUCCUCUCCAUCGCAAAACCAGCAACCCGAUUCCUUCGCGCCUGCCGCUUCGGACUUGGUAGUCGACACAUCGGAUGUACCACCAGUGCCCGGCUCCGCAAGAGACUAUCGACCUCAGCAGCAAACCAAUGCACACAUGGACAACGAUAAUCCAUGGCAGGACCAGAGGUCCCCUCCCGCUCAAUCUUUACCAGAUGCGCUGAGAGCAGGCGGGGCCGGGGCCAGCGGUCACCAGCGAGAGCACUCGCUGACCAACAUACCACAAGCCCUACGGCCCGGCGGCUCCGGUCAAGAUACGCCCCGUUCUUCGAUCGAUAGUGGUGAAUCAAGAGAUUGGUGGGAUGACGAUGAUGCAGAGAAUGCUGAGAGAUCGCCGCGCCGAAGCCCUGUGCGAGAAGUCCCAGAGUCUCUACGGCCGCGAGGGCAUUCGCCCGCAGCCGCUCCUCAGCCACCAUCCCCAUCCGUAAUCAAGCGGAAACCCGUGCCAGUAACGCUCACCGAUCACGAAGACUCGGCGCCGCAUUCAGAGUUUGCAUCCAACAAUCCAUUCCGCCGCCCGUCCUCCGACGCACCCGCUCCGCCCGUCGCUGCACCUCCGCUACCUCCGUCCCCUCAUUGGGGCUCAGAAGAGCAACAACCAGAAGGCAAGGGGAAAGCACCAAUGCGAGAUCCAGCUUUCAGUGCAUCAAUAACAGACUUCUCGCGGAUGAGCAUAAAUGGAGGCAGUCUACCCGACCCUUCAGCUUACCACAAGAUGCAAACCCCCCAACAGGAGCAGGACGAUCCUUGGAAGAAGCUUGAGUCUCCCGCACCCCCUCAACAGGAGCAAGAGGGUCCAUGGCAAGGGUUCGAAUCUCCCGCUCCCCCUCAGCACGCACCUCCACCCCCCCAAGCAGCGCCCCCUCCCAUCCCUCCGCCAUACGUUGGACUCACGAAUCACCCAUCUUCCUUUGCGGAACCUCGAGACAGUCAAAUUAACCUCCAGAAUUCAUGGGGUCCACCGCGAGAGAACGCGCCUGUCCCACCUCCCGUGCCAUCAGAUCCUCAGAAGCUGGAGGCCCCGCACAAUGCCGGCAUUCCGAGCUACAGUCAACAUCAAGGCGCAGUAUCCGGGGUAACUGAGCAAAUUAAACCACCAAGUGAAAUGCAAACUCAUAUCCGCAUGGCUGAGCCGUCUUUGCUUGACGAUGAUGAUGAGGAUGAAUUCAGCACCCCGUCAGCCCACAGACCAAAUCCAACUGGACAGCCGCACCAGAGUGAGCAGUAUGCUCCGCCACCUGGGCCACCCCCAGGGAGGUCCCUAAACAGUACUACCGGAAUCCCAUCUUCAGAAGAAGCAGCCCCGCCGAAGCCUCCUCGCCCAGCAAUUAGAACAGCACCUUUGUCUGAAGCGGAGCUGGCCAAGAACGCCGAGUAUCGCAAUGAAACGUAUCAAAUCAAGCAUUUCAACUGGUUCGACCACGUGUCUGGCAGAUUACGGAGGUCUUCAAUGCUCACUCAAAACAAGAAUGGCCCGUGUCCUCUCCUUGCCUUGGUGAAUGCUCUCAUUCUUGGUGCCCAGGAUGAAUCUCAAGCAGCGCUCGAUGAUGCCCUUCGGUCAAGAGAGCAAGUCUCGCUAGGUCUCAUCAUUGAGACCCUCAUGUACGAGCUAGUUGACCGGAAUUCAAUGGUAGGCCAGCAGCUACCUGAUGUGGACGAACUCAACGCCUUUCUCAUGAGACUGCGAACCGGCAUGAACGCCAAUCCGCGUUUUAUACCACCAUCCGCACCUGCGCCGAACAUCAUGGAUGCAAGAAACUCAAUGCUCCAUGUUCCAGGCUCCGAACCGCCGCAAGCGAGGGCUGGCACGUUCGAAGCUACAGGUGAUAUCAAAUUGUAUGGUGCAUUCUCGGUGCCGCUUGUACACGGCUGGAUUCCAGAAUCCGAUGCUGCCCAGGCAUUUGCAAGGUCAGCCCCAACUUACGAGGACGCACAGGCCAUACAGUUCAGCGAGGAUGAGCUUGAAUACAAGCUUACGCGAGAAGGUCUCUCGCCCGACGAACAGCGUGUUUGGGAGGAUAUCACCUCCAUCAAGAACUUCUUCAAGCUACACCCAACACAACUCACCCCAUAUGGGCUUCGGAACAUUCAGCAGUCGCUGUCCUCGGGGUCAUUUGCGAUCAUGUUUCGGAAUGAUCAUUUCAGCACCAUUUAUAGGCAUCCACAGUCAGGGCAGAUUUUCACAUUGAUCACAGAUGCUGGAUAUGCUGAUCGAGACGAAAUUAUCUGGGAGUCACUCGUCGACAUAAGUGGCAAAGGUAAUGAGUUCUUCUCGGGGGAUUUCAUGCCCGUCUCUCAUCAGCAAGCCGGAGGCUCGAAUUCCGGUCCGUCACAGCAUCUGACGGUCGAUCAAACAGAUAACGCACCUCUGUCUCCGCAGCAGCAACAAGAGCAACACGAUGCAGAUUUCGCCAUGGCACUGCAGCUCCAAGAGGAAGAGGAACAAAGGCAACGCGCGGAACAGGCCAGAAGACGUCGGUCUGGACAAGGGGCGGGCAAUGGUGCACCCUCGCCCCGCGGUUCGACGGGUAACAUACCUAUCACAUUGCAUCCAACUCGAUCACGUCAGUCUCAGUCAGACCUUCCGGAGAACAGACCGGCAAUACCUCCGCGCAAUCAGAGACCGACUGUCCCGGCUGUCAAUAGACCAGCUGAUGCGAGCAGCGAUGAUGCACCACCAGCUUAUGAAGAGGCCGCGAAGGUUAGACCAUAUAUACCACCAGUUGGCAGCCCUCUUCACCCCAGCUCUGGGCCUACUGGUGAGGGUGCGAGCCCUAUGAGUAGCAGUUCACAGUUGACUGGGACUAUCAGCACUGCCGGUGGCUCAAACAGUGCACAUCCACCAGGUCCGAAUGCGCCUCAUUAUGGCAGCACGGGACGACCACCGCAUGGGAGAAUACCGUCCAAUGUGUCAGGGCGCCUCAGCGCAUACAACGAGCAAGCUUCUGGAACCCCUCAGCAGCAGAUGCCGGGGGCGUACUGGGACGGGCGGCGCCCGGCAGGAGGGCCGACCCAAGGUGUUCCAGUAGGAUCUUCAGGUAGACCUGGAAGACAACCAGGUCAGGAACGUGACUGUGUAGUCAUGUAA
Cyphellophora europaea CBS 101466 is the source of this 3159-nucleotide messenger RNA. RefSeq lists its product as uncharacterized. The coding region runs from base 1 to 3159 and encodes 1052 amino acids. The transcript has a single exon. Gene Ontology annotation, cellular component: cell periphery; cytosol. Gene Ontology annotation, molecular function: cysteine-type deubiquitinase activity; K48-linked deubiquitinase activity; cysteine-type carboxypeptidase activity. NCBI's taxonomy places the organism in Eukaryota, Fungi, Ascomycota, Eurotiomycetes, Chaetothyriales, Cyphellophoraceae. Gene Ontology annotation, biological process: protein K48-linked deubiquitination. The record is from RefSeq and is a predicted model, not a curated record.